Molecule: messenger RNA, 834 nt
Organism: Serendipita indica DSM 11827
Lineage: Eukaryota; Fungi; Basidiomycota; Agaricomycetes; Sebacinales; Serendipitaceae
Source: the annotation of a GenBank genome assembly
AUGGAAGUUGGUGUUUGCUGCAUCUUUGUCUUGGAUAUGCCCAUCUUCGCCGUCACCUACGGCUCCUUUGGAGAUAUUGCUCAAUGCGUCCAGCUGCUCUGGAAAAUCGGCACGGAGCUCUGUGACGCGACAGGUUCGUCUAGCGAGUAUCAGGCACUUAAGGGCGAGCUCGUUCAGACAGUCCAACUUCUUCAUGAGAUACAGGUCCUCAAGAUGGGCCCACAAACCUCGCACGAGACACAAGUUUACCUAACCCGUCUCCUUGAGCAGGCCGCGGACUGCCACCGAGCCAUCGUUGCCUUUCUCAAUAAGAGAAAUAAGCCAAAAGGAUUCUGGCAGACGGUGUCAUGGCACACUUUGGGUACUAGCGAGGCUAAGGAGCUGCAAGGGCUACUCGCACGAAGAUGUGCCCAGCUAACAAUUCUCCUCCAGAUGUAUAAUGCGAGCCACCAAGAGGACAGAGCGAAAUACGAGCAAGCUCGCCUCGAUGGAUCGACGCAAAAGCUUUGUAGUCAGAUACAGGACAUGGGAGCCGAUGUUUCCAAAGACGUUGCUCUUGUUGGUCAACAGCUAGCACGUUUCGACAUGGAGAUCAGAGAGAGGCUCACAGUCCUGGACAACAACAUCAAGGAAACGGUCAAGGUCGAACCUAGCAUCAUUCUGAUCGAUCCUCUCAACCAGACCUUCCCUAUAUCUAUUUUAUAUUGCUCCAGUUAUGAAAUGAUGAAGAAAUUUAUCUUUUUCCUCGCGACAAACUACGGCCUAGCUGGAAGAUCUUUCGUUGAAGAUGGCCAAUUUGAGUUAAUCAAUAGCAAGGAGCGCCGAGACCAUUGA